Messenger RNA from Ziziphus jujuba (common jujube), 2438 nucleotides. RefSeq names its product protein SIEVE ELEMENT OCCLUSION B. Bases 97 to 2133 code for a protein of 678 amino acids. The record is from RefSeq and is a predicted model, not a curated record. Lineage: Eukaryota; Viridiplantae; Streptophyta; Magnoliopsida; Rosales; Rhamnaceae. The transcript has 7 exons. Gene Ontology annotation, biological process: phloem development.
UAGCACAGUAGCACAAUAGGCUUAAAAAUAGAAAAUAGCUGUCUAGCUAAUAUUUGUGUGCGUGUAAUUGCUUUUUCAAUUUUGUGAGAGGCAAAAAUGUUUAACAUAGCACAUCAUGUGGCCACCAAGGUGGUAUCAGCUGUGCAUCACGUUGAGGAGGAGAUUCGAGGGCUAUUCACCUUGACUGAUGAAAAGAUCAUGGACCAUAUCUAUGAAACUCAUGCUCAUGCUGACGAAACCUUUGAUGAUGAUUCUCUUUUCAUUAUCACCGAAAACAUCCUCAAACCUGCUACCCAAAUUGUUGACAAAAUUGUGCAGGGUAGCCAAGUACAUGUGGACAACAUUGACCAGAAGACCCCCAAACCCGACUUCAGUGUUCCCCUGUGCACCCUUAAGCAGAUUGGCAGCGAGCUGUCAUGCAAGGCUCCCGGUGAGGAUAUUGCACACAAAACAACUCUUGCAAUACUGAAAAAGCUAUCAACCUAUCAAUGGGAAGCCAAGGCAGUGCUUACUCUCGCGGCUUUUGCCUUGGAAUAUGGCGAUUUCUGGUUACUUGCACAGAAUCAACACUCUGACCACCUUGCCAAGUCUUUGGGAAUCCUCAAAAGAGUUCCUAUCCUAACUAAACCCGCCGAGCUUCAGAAACGCCGGCAAGCAAUUCUUGAACUCAACAAUCUCAUCAAGGCCACACUUCAGGUCAUGGAAAUCAUCGACCAGUUCGACAAGCUAUCGAUUUAUGACCCAAAAGAGAUAACAGGGCUGUCUGUAGCACUAGACCAUAUCCCAGUUGAUGUCUACUGGUCAAUUGUCACAGUGGUUGCUUGCUCAACUAAGCUCACUCUUCUCACUAGUGAUGAAGACAAGCCAUAUGAUUUGGCACCCUAUUCACAAAAGAUUCACUACGUACUCAACAAACUUAAGAUCCAGCUUGUUGUUUGCAGAAGACAAGUAGAGGAAAGAGAGACUUACUUGAGGCUCAAAAAAUUUUUUCAAACCCCAACUGAAGUGAUGGAAAUCUUCAAGGCCCUGACAUUUACCAAGGAUAAACCACAGCUCCUCAUUGAUGGUUCAACUAACACAACGGUUAGCCUUGAAGUGCUGAAGAAGAAGAAAAUAUUCCUGUUCAUCUCGACCCUUGAAAUCACAGAGGAAGAUAUUUUAUAUCUCAAACCUGUUCAUGAAGGAACAAAGAGAGAUGAAAAUUACAAGAUUGUUUGGAUCCCCAUGGUUGACAAUUGGACCCCUGAACUUCAAAAGAAAUUCGAGAUCCUGAGGUCUAAGAUGCCAUGGUACACAAUCCAAUCCAUAUCAGUCUCAGUAGGAAUCAAGUUCAUCAAGGAAGAGUGGAACUUCAAGGGAAAACCUUCACUAGUUGUGAUGAACCAUCAAGGAAAGAUCGAAAACACCAAUGCUCUCCACCUUGUCAAGCUCUGGGGAAUUAAGGCCUUUCCAUUCGAUAAGGCUGCUGAGGAGAAGAUAUCGAGUGAAACGAGUUGGAUUCGUCCUGUAAUACUCAACAUUGACUCUCAUCUUUCAGAUUUGAUGCUCAAAGAGGAAAAAUACAUUUUCUUCUAUGGUGGUAAAGACAACGAAUGGAUCAAACAGUUCACAGCGAAAGCAAACGCCUUUGCGAACGAUCCCAUCUUCAAGGAAGCGAAGAUCAACAUUGACCUGUUCUGUGUUGGAAAGAGUCCCAAAGGAGGAGAAGACCAUGGAAUUCUUGGCAGGUUCUGGGAUGGUAUAGAGAGCUUGUUCGUCACCAAAGCUCACAAGCAGGUUGACCCUGUUACACAAGAAAUCCAGAAGCUGCUUUCCUACAAGAACGAAAGUGGCUGGGCUCUGCUUACAAAAGGGCCUCAUGUUGUGACUGCUGGUCAUGGAUUCACAAUUCUGAAGGUGUUGGAUGACCUUGAGAAAUGGAAGGAGGUUAUAAAAGAAAAGGGGUUCGAAAUCUCGUUCAAAGAGUACCAUGUAAAGCUCAUCCAAUCCGUUCGCCAUUGCUGUCGCCUUGACAUCCCCAGUGUGAUUGGGAAAGUACCAGAGAAAAUGCAAUGCCCUGAGUGUCCAAGAACCAUGGAGUCCUUCAUCAGUUACAAGUGCUGCCACAUUGAUGGUCCAAUUGCACAUCACUAAAACAAACUUUGGCUCUCUCUCUUUCCAAUUGUGGAAUUUGCUUUGAAUUAUAUGCUAUAUGGCACUGGUUCUAGUAAAUAAAAAAGGCAUCUUGUUGUACAUAUUUCUAUGAAAAUCUGAUGCCUAGCUCCAAAUGUAUUGGAAGAGUCAGUCUAUGUGUUGUAAUCUUUAAAAAAAUUAGUAAAUGGCAUGUCCAUUAUGAUGGCAGCUUGAUGCCUCUACCAGUGAAUAGUGAUUGUACCGUGAGUAGUAUUUGUCCAGUAAUUAAUGAAUAAAAUGCAUCUUAUUAUAUGCUUUAGCUUUUA